AUGGGCACGAAGAAGUCGCAGGAGCUGGAAACCAUGGUUUCACCAUCAAGGCUGUUCAAGGCUUUGAUCACUGAGUCCCAAGAGGUUUUGCCCAAAUUCAAAAAUUUAAUAAAGAGCGUUGAGAUUGUCCAAGGCCAUGAAAUUGCUGCUGGAUGCGUAGUCAAGACCACCUUCCCUGAUGGUGCCCCAUUUAAGUUCAUGACACACAGGAUUGAUGCCAUAGACAAAGCAAACUAUAUGUGCAAGUACACUCUAAUCGAUGGUGAUGUCCUAGGCGAAAAAGUUAAAAAAGUGUGCUACGAGAUCAAAUUAGAGGCCUCCGAAAACGGUGGGUGCAAGAUCAAGCUCGACAUUGAGUAUCACUCAAAGGGUGAUGCCGAAAUAACAAAUGAAGAAAUAGAAGUGGGGACUAAACAAGCUCUAGGGCUCUACACGGCUUAUGAGGAGUAUCUCAUUGCCCAUCCCAACAGUUUUACCUAA
Molecule: messenger RNA, 480 nt
Organism: Striga hermonthica
Lineage: Eukaryota; Viridiplantae; Streptophyta; Magnoliopsida; Lamiales; Orobanchaceae
Source: the annotation of a GenBank genome assembly